CCUGUAGCCAUUACGCCGAAAGAAGACGAUGCCAGUGACACACUCAGACCUCGCUAAGGAGAGGAAGCAAAAAGCCUUUGAGCUUGCAAUGGAGGUUCAAGGAGAGCAGCUGAAUUUAGGAAAGAAGAUCAGCGUGCCCAGGGAUGUAAUGAUGGAAGAGCUUGGUUUACUCUCCAACAAAGCUUCCAGGAUGUUUCACGAGAGACAAAAACGAGCAGACAAGUUUAUUCUGGAAAGAGUGGAAGGAAACAGGCCUGUAACUGCACAGAAUACCAGAACCACAUUUAAGGGCCUUCCCGAUGGUGGCAAAGAGAAUUACAGGACAGAACUUUUCAUCGAUCAUCCCGGAAAAGCCCCGUUUUUGUCUUCUCUGAAAAAAGCAACAGCAAAACAAGAUGGAAACCCAAGCAUCAUUGCACCAGGUUACUCGGGACCGCUGAAGAAGAUCCCUCACGAGAAGUUCAACGUCACUGUCAUCCCCAAAUCCUAUCGGUCACCAUGGACAAAGAAUGUAGAAAUAGUUUCCAGCGUCACUCUCCAACUGCCCGAACCUCCCCAGAAACCUGCCACAUUUCAGUUUAGGUGCUUCAAUAGGGUGCCAGUGCCAUUUGGAGGAACAGGCGGAAGAGAGAGGACCUUCCCGUUACCAGGAUUCGAGCUCUCCCAAGCACAGACGGAGCCCAGCUUAAGCUUGGAGCGCAUGUUAAACAGACCCAAUUUCAAUCGCGCUCCGAAAGGCUGGGGUAUGCGCUAUUCUCCAGAGUCAGAGGAGCUGUAAGAACUUCUUUUCAUGAAAGUAAAUUAUGACAAACAUUAGAUACCACAUUGAUGAGAGGAAAUAAAUCCUAAAUAAAAAUGCACCACUCUCCA
Molecule: messenger RNA, 870 nt
Organism: Erpetoichthys calabaricus (reedfish)
Lineage: Eukaryota; Metazoa; Chordata; Cladistia; Polypteriformes; Polypteridae
Product: myozenin-2
Exons: 5
Coding region: 29-778 (249 amino acids)
Cellular component (GO): Z disc; actin cytoskeleton
Molecular function (GO): telethonin binding; FATZ binding; actin binding
Source: RefSeq, a predicted model, not a curated record